CUAAAAUCCUAUAAUUCUCUUGAAUUUAUCUGAUCGAAUUUAUUUCACCAAUAUCAGAUCCAAUUUAGAUCUGUUCGCAGCCCUAAAUCUUGAGGUAAUGACCAAUCGCUGUAUAUACAAAUGUAGAUGAAUAUAUAUAUAUAUAUAUAUGUAUGUAUGUAUAUAUACAACCAACAGAUAGAGUCGCUAAGACCAAGUAAGCUCACCAGCUAGUCAGCUUCUUUGAUUCAACCCUCUGUGCAUCGCCGCCGAUCAUCGCCGAUCGCCGCCCUAGAACCGCCAGUUCAGGGGCAAGAGGGGUGCUGGGGGUGCGAAAUUCGCCGCAGCCAUGCCAGGCCCAGGUCCGCACAUGCUCUAUGCACUGGGCACGGGCCAAGCCCUGACGACCAUGUCCAACGGCCGGUUCAGCCCUCAGCACUGCAUCAUCUACGCCCUCAAUGCCUUCAUGGGUCCGGACCUGGGCUCAUUCUCCGAGUGGCUGACUUCGACCUUCGAGCUGGGUGAUGAUUUGGGGUCCCUUAUUGAAGAGCUUAUUCACCAUCACUUGUACUACAUCUUGAUUCUUGGGUAUCCUCUGUCCCUUUUUUACUGUUGGUUCUCUCGGGUUCUACUCCAAAAAGGGUUUCUUGAUUCCUUUUCUGGGCUGCCCCUUACUAGGAGACAAUGCUUCUUGUUGGUGUCGGCGGGUUCUUUAACACACUUUUUCUUAGAUAACUUGUUUGAGGAAAAUGGUCAGUCUUCAAUGUAUACUUGGAUAUUGAGUACCGGUUGGUGGGACGGCCCUGCGCCUAUUAACCCAGAUGCAGUUGUUGUAGUUGGCAUCCUGUGCGCUUGCUUGAUUGGUGGUUUUGUUUACAUAAACAGGGUGAAUUCCUCGAAGUCCAUUAGGAAAAAAUCAAAUGAGAGUAUGAAACUUUUUUUGAUCAUUGCAAGCCUGUACUGUCUAUGGUGCGCUAGCCAGAUAUACUUGGUAGAUCCCCGUCGACCAGCAAUUGGUGAAGAGGCUGAUCUUGGAGUUCUUGUGUUUCUAGGCAUUUAUUUUUUUCUCCCUCACUGCUUGUGUAUGAUGUCCAUGAACCCAAAAGAUAUUCCCGACAUACCAGAGCAUAUCCCACUUCAACACCACCAUUACAAUGACUCGUGACACCUCAAUAGCACAAGUUUGGUCUUCAAACUGCAGUAGAUUCAGAUAUUGCUGUGAGCAGACAUGUUUAAUGAAGCAUCAGUCCCAAGUAAUAUCCCGGCCUUGCGAUUCACUGGGUAUGGUCUCUAAAUAUCAUUUUAUUUUACACCAAUCUCAUCCAUCUACAGAUGGAGCUAGCAAAUUGUGCCUGUAAGCUGUCUUAGCGCUUGCUGCUUUUAAUAUGGACGGAUUGAAAAUUUUACACGGUUUAUAUAGUUAUGAAAUCCCGUGGUCAAGAAUAAGGACCUUGUUUUCCCCAGUUCUGUUACUUCUGUAAAUACAAAUGGAAAUACAAGAAGGUGCAUAAAACUCGGAAGGACGAUUUGAUUACUAAACUACUUGACCAUUGAAGAACUUGUUUCUGUAGACUGUACUUGUAUGCGUCUCCUAAGCUAAUUGCAGGUUUGCAUGUUAUUUUUUGGAGGUUCGGAUAUGAAUACCAUGAGGCCUGAACUAGUUUUGAGGCUAAAUGGAGCUUUAAA
Molecule: messenger RNA, 1665 nt
Organism: Cornus florida
Lineage: Eukaryota; Viridiplantae; Streptophyta; Magnoliopsida; Cornales; Cornaceae
Exons: 4
Coding region: 329-1144 (271 amino acids)
Source: RefSeq, a predicted model, not a curated record